Didymodactylos carnosus is the source of this 531-nucleotide messenger RNA. The record is from the annotation of a GenBank genome assembly. Lineage: Eukaryota; Metazoa; Rotifera; Eurotatoria; Philodinida; Philodinidae.
AUGUCUGAAUCAAAAGUCCAUGUGGAAUUAACUACUGCAUAUACAGAGAAUAAACAAAAAGUUGUUACAUUAAAUAUAUAUAAUAUGAAAAAGCUCAAACAAUUGCUACAUACAUUUUCGUUACAUCAAGCUCAACAAUGGAUUUUUGCACUAACGGGUGUAAUAUCAGAGCCUGACCAAGGAAGUGAAUAUGUCAUAUGUACCCCAACUAUGCCAUCCACUCACAUUCCACCUCCGAAAUUGAUUCCCAUUCCACCGCAAGGACGAACCAAAACUGUUCUAUAUGAACCGACAAGUUCUGAUAGGUUAGUGAACACAAUUGAUUUUCAACAACCUGAAAAUAUUUACGUAUGUCAGUACGACAAUAGAAAAAAAUCAGAACAUGAAUUAGAAUUUAAUGUUGGAGAUUUAAUCUAUAUUGUCAAUACGAAUGGAAAAAACUAUAACGUUGGUUAUAAACACGAUGAUAGACUUCGAAAAAUGGGACUUGUUUACAAAGGAUAUAUCCAACCAGCAUAUAGGAAAGGAUAA